Nannospalax galili (Upper Galilee mountains blind mole rat) is the source of this 1620-nucleotide messenger RNA. It is a transcript of the gene Cd53, whose product is annotated as CD53 molecule. The record is from RefSeq and is a predicted model, not a curated record. Bases 107 to 766 code for a protein of 219 amino acids. The transcript is spliced from 8 exons. NCBI's taxonomy places the organism in Eukaryota, Metazoa, Chordata, Mammalia, Rodentia, Spalacidae. Gene Ontology annotation, cellular component: membrane.
CUCACACUUCUGUGUUACGAGCCUGUGGUGGCCACCUUAAAGAUAAUCACCAAAUUCUGCCUUAUUGACUGAGGGACAGUGCCUGAAAAAGGGUAUAUAUCCCAGCAUGGGCUUGAGCAGCUUAAAAUUGCUGAAAUAUGUCCUGUUUUUCUUCAACUUGCUCUUUUGGGUCUUUGGCUGUUGCAUUUUGGGCUUUGGAAUCUACCUCCUGGUCCACAACACCUUUGGAGUGCUCUUCCAUAAACUCCCCUUCCUGACGCUGGGCAAUGUUUUUGUCAUCGUGGGCUCCAUUAUCAUGGUGGUUGCUUUCCUGGGAUGCAUGGGCUCAAUCAAGGAGAAUAAGUGCCUGCUUAUGUCGUUCUUUGUUCUGCUGCUGAUUAUUCUCCUUGCUGAAGUGACCUUGGCCAUCCUGCUCUUUGUGUAUGAGCAAAAGCUGAAUGAGUAUGUGACUGAGGGGUUGACUGACAGCAUUAAACGUUAUCACUCGGACAACAGCACCAAGGCAGCAUGGGACUCCAUCCAGCCAUUUUUACAUUGCUGUGGUGUAAACAGCACAAGUGAUUGGACCAGUGGCCCACCAGCAUCCUGCCCAAAAGAUCCAGACAUUCAGGGUUGCCACAUGAAAGCAAAACAGUGGUUUCACUCCAAUUUCUUGUAUAUUGGAAUCAUUACCAUCUGUGUAUGUGUGAUACAGGUACUGGGGAUGUCCUUUGCACUGACACUGAACUGCCAGAUUGAUAAAACCAGCCAGGCCUUGGGGCUGUGAUUUGCAACUCCCUGUACUGAAGAGACUUAUUUCACCUAUGGGAAUCCAAAGCACCUAAUAGCAUGAAGCCCCAAAUGAUUACCUGCCAGACCGGCAUUUUUGUCUUUCUCUCAUCUCUUCCCUGAUUGGUUCCCUGUCUUAUAAACCCAGAGAAGACGGUAUUUGCGAGGUACUUCCCAUCUCAAGCUGCAGUCAACCAUUCACGCACUGAUUGCAGUAGCACACCCCUCAAGGUGGUGAAACACUCCUGGGUGGUUUUUAGACACAAGAAGUCAAGAGAACCUGUGACACUCGUAGCUUGAAAUCAGAGGACAGGUUAGGCAGGGAACGCAUCUCAGAGCACUGGCUUACCAUGUAUGAGCUCCUGGAUUUAACUCCAAGUACUACAAAACACAGGUCCAAUAUUUAAAUAUUAGAAUCUUCCAGUUGUCAAAUCUUUCUUCAGCCCUCAAUCAUUACAAGUUCACCCUACAAAGUCACAUAAGAGACAAGCUGAAGGGAGGUCUGGAGCCAGACUCACUGGAUCAUCAUCACAACCUUCUGUUCCCUUUUGACCAUAGGCCUUGGUGAUAGGAAUGACACAAUGCUCUUUCUUCAAAUGGCAAAAUUUUGUUUCAAUUUCUUUGUUAAAAUGCUGUAUUGAUUUGUUUUGUAUCCAUCCAGAAUAGACUAACGGUUCAUAUCCUAACUCUAGUCAACCUUUGAACUACAUAGCCGUAGAACAACCUAGAAGUACUAAUAUCCCUGGUGGGUUAGAUGAUAAUCAUUUUCAGAAGGGUUAUGGUAUUUCUCUGUCAAAGUUUUGUUAAUGUAUUCUUUUAACUCUUUAAUAAAUAAAAUAGCUUGUGAUCUCA